AUGGCGUACGCUCUCAUGACUGACCCGUGCGUGUCUGUCUUGCAACCUCACAACUGGUUUCCUGGUCACCUGCCUGGUGGAUUAUAUCGAAAGGUGAUUCUACCAACAUCCUUAUUCUACCUGUGUCUAGCUAUUCCUUAGACCACCAAACAGUGUGAUUAUGACUUCUGUUUUCUCAGUACUACCUUCAGCAGUCCACUUUUUUUUUAUCUGACUAAUCUUCAAAGGCACAAGAAUCCUGCCGUACGACGACAGUGUGCAAUACAGGUGUGCCACAUCACUGAACGCCUGGGAGGUGUCCGUAUCCUACAGUCUGCGAACUCCGCUAACCGGAGCACUUCUACCGGUCUCUCCUCCUGGAGUUCAAUGCAUGCCAUGGGGUCUUCUGCCGCCUCCGCCACUGGACCUAAUUCCUCGCAGGUGGUUGCUGAACGCGUCAUUCACGCACUCGGCCAGUUUCUACUGGACGGUAAUCAGGAGACCAGGUGAACCUCCCUUAGGGAUCAUCACUUAAAUGCAACCACCAUUUGUCACCCACCCACUUAGCCUCGUCUCACUUCCCGAAGACUAGAUACGAUAAAAUGUCACCUUUUAACAUGUUUGCGUCUGUAGGUACUACGGUAGGAGGAUACUGUCAAAUCUGCAGCAGAGUCCAGACUUUGAGCGGGUACUCACACGCUAA
Molecule: messenger RNA, 682 nt
Organism: Spirometra erinaceieuropaei
Lineage: Eukaryota; Metazoa; Platyhelminthes; Cestoda; Diphyllobothriidea; Diphyllobothriidae
Source: the annotation of a GenBank genome assembly